AGUGACUUCUUCUGACUUGAGCCUACAGAGUGCUUUGAGAAAUCUGCUCCCAGAUUAUCUCGGCUUGGUCUCUGGGAACCACCCACUAGUGACCGUCAUAAAGGCCACAGAGCUGCCGGCGAUAAAAUCUGUCGUGAUACUGUGGAAGGCUGUGUGAUCUCAGGCGCUGCCUGACUGUAUACUCUGCUGGUUCUUCCAUCAGUGCUUGUCUGUUCUCCGCUCGGUCCGCCUGGCCAGCGUCAUCCAGAGUUCUGUGAAUCUGAACUCUCGCUGCCAGGAUGGGGAAACAGAACAGCAAGCUCCGCCCAGAGGUCAUGCAGGAUUUGCUGGAGAGCACAGACUUUACGGAGCACGAGAUCCAGGAAUGGUAUAAAGGCUUCUUGAGAGACUGCCCCAGUGGACAUUUGUCGAUGGAAGAGUUUAAGAAAAUUUACGGGAACUUUUUCCCUUAUGGGGAUGCUUCCAAAUUUGCAGAGCAUGUGUUCCGCACCUUCGAUGCCAACGGAGAUGGGACAAUAGACUUUAGAGAAUUCAUCAUAGCCCUGAGUGUGACCUCAAGGGGGAAGCUGGAACAGAAGCUGAAAUGGGCCUUCAGCAUGUACGACCUGGACGGAAACGGCUACAUCAGCAAGGCAGAAAUGCUAGAGAUAGUGCAGGCAAUCUAUAAGAUGGUUUCCUCCGUAAUGAAAAUGCCUGAAGACGAGUCAACUCCAGAGAAAAGGACAGAAAAGAUCUUCCGCCAGAUGGACACCAAUAGAGAUGGAAAGCUGUCCCUGGAGGAAUUCAUCCGAGGGGCCAAGAGCGACCCGUCCAUAGUGCGCCUCCUGCAGUGUGACCCCAGCAGCGCCGGCCAGUUCUGAGCCCCGCACCCUACGGAUCGUAGAGCUGCUUGUGUUCCCUUUUGACCUUUCUUUUUAACAAGUUUUUGUUUUUUGGGUUUUUUUUGCCAAACAAUAUUGAUGGUGAUGCUGCCCCCCCGCCCCCCUCCCCGCCGUGAGGUCAGAUGCACCUUCCUCCGUGACGCCUUCCGCUUCCUUUGUUGUGGGGAAUGCCCGGAGCCCCAGACGCUUGUGGCGAGCAUGGACAGUGCUGUCUUGCACAGACCUUGUGGUGUUCGUUGUCCUAUGAUUUUUCAUUGCUCUUAUUAUUGUUUUGCUUCUGAUUCCAAUGUCUCUGUUCUGAAACCGAAGACUCGGGAGGCAAGAGAAGGGAAAACAGUUCAGUCCAGGGAUUCAGUCGCAAGCUUCUAGGGGCUUGUUGGAAAAACAACUCCCCACCUGGGUCUGGAGUCGCGUGUGCCCUCGGGGUGAUGGGCCAGAUGCUGGGUUCCCCAAGGACAAGGAGCCCUCUGGGGGCCAGGCUAUAAAAGGGCCGUGGAGGCUUCCCCUCCACCCUCUUCCCCAGCAGGCUGUGGUAGUGUCUAAGCUGUGAACAUGUCCAAGUGAAUUCCUAGAGAAGAGGAAAAUGAUGGCUCAGCUGUUUUCUCACGCGUUUACACCAGCUGAGCUAAGACGAGUUUCUUUGGAAAUUAAACACAAAUGGUAACUUAUAUAACAAGACCAGACCCAUCUUGUUGCCUAUUGUGAUUAAAACAAAGGACUGUUGUACAUAAACUAUUGGGUAUUACAGACCAAAUUAAAUGUUUUGCCUUGUUUAAAUGAAAUGCAUGUUUAGUGAGCACUAAUACAAUCUUAUUACAGAAGACUGUUUUUAGUAGCUUAAUGUGAAGUAAGCCAACUAUAAUGAAUGUCUAUGUCUUGUUUUAAAGUCAUAUCUGUCUUUGCACAAGUGCACCAAUCAACAGGUAUAUUUUAUAUAUUCCAGAGAAGUACAAAGUCACCAUGACUAGGGCCCAACCUUAAUUUCGAGUGCAUUUCCAGACUGGUUGUGCCUGGAGAGUAGAAUGGGGCAGGUUUAAGCGAGACACAUCAGUGGGAGCACCAGAAGGUUAAUAUUUAUGAGAGAUGUGAGGUGAUGAUUAACUCAACUCAGCCCAGCAUAUCAGUGGUAUUAGAUUGGAGGUGUGGUGCUUUUCUGAAUAGAUCAGACCAAAUCCCUCCUUACACCUGAAAAAAAAUACCAUAAAUUCUUGGGAUUUUCUGGUGGUUUAGUCCACAUGGAUGAUUAGAAAGCUGUAUCUGGAAUACCGACCAUUUCAUGCCCCCAGUGGCCCUUCAGAUAGUCAGAGGUUGGGCAGAGGCUGAUUCAUCAUGAAAAGGCAUGGGCCAGUGCCUCUGUGAUUUCCAGGGCCUGCUGUGGGGAAUCCGAAAGUAUUUCCCAUCACCAUGUUCUUUGAACGCAGAUUUCUAUUUUGAGAAGUGACAGUGCAAAUUUGCAUCGCUGUUUGGCCUGGCGACCUCACACACACUAAUUCGAAUUGAAAGGAGUAAAAAUUGCUGAUCACAGGUAAGUCUGUCUUAUCUUCCCAAGCAGUAAGCAUGGGGAAGUCCAAACCCUCAAGGACAUAGAUGGUAGACCCUGCCCUAGGAGGAGGAGGAGAGGUCCCUAGUGGGUCCGUCUGCAUCCCAACCUACUUGCUGUUGACCAUGACCCACAGAAAGACAGACAUAACCAUGAGGAAGAUGAUGCUGAGUCCAUUCGAACCCUAGAUUCCUCUGUGUUACUUGAGUCCAUUUUCACUGGUAGCAAAAAUCCGAAUUUGUAUGGUUGGCCAAAAUGAACCAACUUUGCAGGAUGAAAUUUGGAGGCCUGGACUUGGUAAAAUAAUCUUUCAUCUUCCUCUAAGUGUCAGCUCCUCUCGGUGGAUCUAUUCUGAGAAUGGCCAAAUGGUACAAGCCAAGUGGUAAGAUCUGGGUCUGAAACUAGGCAGUUAACCUAAGAGGUGAAGGGCAGAGGUGGGGAGGGACCUAGCACCUCUGCUGUUCAUAUUCAGGAGGUGCCUUUUCCCCCACCCACCGCAGCCCUUCCUGCUCUGGACUGAAGACCAAAUCCCUCCCUUUCAGUUCUCCUUAGGGGUGGCGUCAAUGUUUGGGCAAGUCUCCCUGGGCUCUGCCCUCAGUCAUCUUGUUGAGCCAGACUCACCAGUUCCCUAGAACUGAGAGCUGUAGUGAAGAGCAGGGGAGUGCAGCUCCAGCUGCUCAGGAGAGAAAACAGCCAGACGCAUGGCUGAUGAAUGCCGACGCACCGAAGUAGUCCUCAUCCUGGCCUGCCAUUGACCCUGUCUGUAUUUUCUCGACGGUUGUUUUUCUCCUAUUCCUUCCCAGGAAGGGCUUUGUCCAAUGCAACGCACUUAAAUUUGGCCAAGGGACUCUGCAGCACCCUGAAGGUUGAAUGCCUAAAAGUUUAUGUCACUCCUUUGCUGGGCUGUUCAUUGUCAUUGCUGUGUUGAGGGACCUCUGGAAAUGGUCUGUUCUGUCUAAAAUCAAGCCAGUCUGUGAUGUUCAAGGGACUGGAAUAAAGUGGCUUAUGACUUGAAGGAUGAUA
This is a messenger RNA of Suricata suricatta (meerkat), 3444 nucleotides long. It is a transcript of the gene NCALD, whose product is annotated as neurocalcin delta. Lineage: Eukaryota; Metazoa; Chordata; Mammalia; Carnivora; Herpestidae. Bases 279 to 860 code for a protein of 193 amino acids. Gene Ontology annotation, molecular function: tubulin binding; actin binding; calcium ion binding. Gene Ontology annotation, biological process: calcium-mediated signaling. Gene Ontology annotation, cellular component: cytosol. The transcript is spliced from 7 exons. The record is from RefSeq and is a predicted model, not a curated record.